UAAGAUUUUUCUCCAGUGUGCACUUUCAAAUGUCUUUUCAACUGAUCUGCUCGAUUAAACUGCUUAAAACAAGUUUCACACUUGUAAGAUUUUUCCCCAGUGUGCAAGAUUAUAUGUUGUUUCAAAUUACUUGCUUGAUUAAAUUGCUUAAAACAAAUUUCACACUUGUAAGGUUUCUCCCCAGUGUGCAAUCUCAAAUGUGUUUUCAAAUUACCUGCUUCACUAAACUGCUUAAAACAAAUUUCACACUUGUAAGAUUUUUCUCCAGUGUGCACUUUCAAAUGUCUUUUCAACUGAUCUAUUCGAAACUGCUUAAAACAAAUUUCACACUUGAAAGAUUUUUCCCCAGUGUGCAGGUUUAUAUGUUGUUUCAAAUUACUUGCUUGAUUAAAUUGCUUAAAACAAAUUUCACACUUGUAAGGUUUUUCACCAGUGUGCACUCUCAAAUGUCUUUUCAAUUGAUAUGCUCGAUUAAACUGUUUAAAACAAGUUUCACACUUGUAAGAUUUUUGUCCAGUUGCAACUUCUAUAUUUUUAUUUAAUGUUUUUCGUUCAGAGUGUUGACUCAUAUUAUUUCCUUCGUAAGAUGAAUUCUCAGGUGGGCAUUCUGAUUGUUUAUUAUUCUGUGAUAUUACAGAACUUUUUUAAACUGUCAAAAAAAAAAAUUUCACAUUGUGAAAAAUCUGUAAAUUUACAUAAUUUAAAUAUUAGCAUCAAUUUUUUAUUUU
Molecule: messenger RNA, 728 nt
Organism: Diabrotica balteata
Lineage: Eukaryota; Metazoa; Arthropoda; Insecta; Coleoptera; Chrysomelidae
Source: the annotation of a GenBank genome assembly